AGACGGGAAGUAGAGGCAGACGGGGGCGCACGCGCGCUUAGACACACUUACACACAUGUACACGCGCGCGCGCGCAGGCUCACACGCCCAUAUACGCGCUCACACACACACGCUCACACACACUCCGAGAAAAUCGAACGAUGGCGAAGACACGGACGUGAAUGAUGCACUCGUGAACGCCGAGAAACCGAACGCGCACCCGUAGCGGACUACUCGGAGCCGUGGUUUGGACGAGGGAGCGAGCCGUGAAUUGAGCGGUUAAGCGGCGGGAGAUUAAUCUUUCGAAUCGGAGGGGGUAGCGACAGCCCACAAACUGGGCCCCGGAGACCGGAGCGCCAAUCCCGGAUGGCUAGGCGCGGUUGUUCCCGCUCUCCCCCACCCUGAGCCCGCGCAAGGCACACCGUGGACGUGUGUGGUGUGUAUGAGUAAGUGUAGGGGUGGCCGGGGUGGGAGGGGGGCGGGCGACGGAAGACGAAGAAGACCGCUCACGGGAGGCCGUUAGUCGGCGUCCCGGCUUUGUGAUUCCCGGCCUUGUUUCCACUUGUGCCCCAGCACAAACAAGCUAACUCGGGACCGGACGUCUUCAUCCUUGUCAUCCUCAGACCUGAGUACGUGCGCACGGCUGCCAUGUCUGCAGAGUCCGGGCAUCAUUAUGGGAUGUAGCCCCUCUGUGGAGUGAACGCCCCCUCACGAGCUCCCCCAUUUCCCCACUCCACUCAUUGGAAGGAAACCGUUUGGAAAAGGCACAGGACCGCCAAACAGAAAGCUCAAGGAAGGAGGGAAGGAAGGAUCAGCCAUGCCGGUGUUCAGCGGUCUCCUGAAGGUGCGAGUGUGCGAGGCGGUGGACCUGAAGCCCACCCCAUGGGCUCUGCGUCACGCGGUGGGCAAGAGCGGCUCCUUCUUGCUGGACCCCUACCUGGCGCUCAACCUUGACCAGACCCGCCUGGGCCAAACGGUCACACGCACCAAGACCAACAGCCCCGCCUGGCACCAGGAGUUCUGCACGGAGGUGCGCGAGGGCCGCAGCCUGGAGCUGUCCGUGUUCCACGACGCGCCCAUCGGCUACGAUGACUUUGUGGCCAACUGCACCAUCCAGCUGGAGGACCUGCUGCAGAACGGGACCAGGCACUACGAGGACUGGAUUGACUUGGAGCCCGAGGGGAAGGUGUACGUGGUCAUUGAUCUGUCUGGAUCUUCCACUGAGGCCUCGGGAGCCAACGACAAUGAGGAGCGCGUCUUCCGGGAGAGGAUCGGCCCGCGGCGGCGCCAGGGGGCGGUGCGCCGGCGCGUCCAUCAAGUCAACGGGCACAAGUUCAUGGCCACCUACCUGCGGCAGCCCACCUACUGCUCGCACUGCAGGGACUUUAUCUGGGGCGUCCUGGGGAAGCAAGGCUACCAGUGUCAAGUGUGCACGUGCGUCGUCCACAAGCGCUGCCACGAGCUCAUCAUCACCAAGUGUGCCGGCAUGAAGAAGCAGGAAGACACCCCGGAGGAGGUGGGCUCGCAGCGCUUCAGCGUCAACAUGCCGCACAAGUUCAGCAUCCACAACUACAAGGUGCCCACCUUCUGCGACCACUGCGGCUCGCUGCUGUGGGGCCUCCUGAGGCAGGGCCUGCAAUGCAAGGUGUGUAAGAUGAACGUGCACAGGCGCUGUGAGAAAAACGUGGCCCCCAACUGCGGCGUGGACGCCCGGGGCAUCGCCAAGGUCCUGUCCGACCUGGGGGUCACGCCCGACAAAAUCUCCAACACGGCGCAGCGUCGCAGGAAGUUGACGCCCGGGCAGGAGCCUCCGCAAUCUCCUCCGGAGCUCUCGCAGACGGAGAACAGCUUCGGCCGGCCGGCCGUCGCCGCCUCGCCCUCGGGGCAGGACUUGGCGGAGUUGGAUCGGCUGCAGGACACGCUGUCGCUGGAGCAGCAGGGACCCCAGCACUCGUCGUCGUGCUCGUCGUCGUCCUCCUCCGCCACCUCCACCACCUCGCUGUCCACCGCGUCGUCGGCGGGCGGCCGCGAGAACGGACAGAGCCAACGGAGGACCCUCAAGGACUUCAACUUGAUCAAGGUUCUCGGCAAAGGCAGCUUCGGCAAGGUGAUGCUGGCCGAGCUGAAGGGGACGGAGGAGGUUUACGCCGUCAAGGUCCUGAAGAAGGACGUGAUCCUGCAGGACGACGACGUGGACUGCACCAUGACGGAGAAGCGUAUCCUGGCCCUGGCCCGCCGGCACCCCUACCUCACUCAGCUCUACUGCUGCUUCCAGACCCGAGACCGCUUGUUCUUCGUCAUGGAGUACGUGAACGGCGGCGACCUGAUGUUCCAGAUUCAGCGCUCGCGCAAGUUCGACGAGCCGCGCUCGCGCUUCUACGCCGCCGAAGUCACGUCGGCGCUCAUGUUCCUGCACCGCAACGGCGUCAUCUACAGGGACCUGAAGCUGGACAACAUCCUGCUGGACGCCGAGGGCCACUGCAAGCUGGCCGACUUUGGCAUGUGCAAAGAGGGCAUCAUGAACGGCGUGACCACCACCACCUUCUGCGGCACGCCCGACUACAUCGCCCCUGAGAUCCUGCAGGAGCUGGAGUACGGCGCCUCGGUGGACUGGUGGGCGCUGGGGGUCCUGAUGUACGAGAUGAUGGCGGGCCAGCCGCCGUUUGAGGCCGAUAACGAGGACGACCUGUUUGAGUCCAUCCUGCACGACGACGUCCUCUACCCCGUGUGGCUGAGCAAGGAGGCCGUGUCCAUCCUGCGAGCGUUCAUGACCAAGAACCCGGCCAAGCGUCUGGGCUGCGUGGUGAGCCAAGGCUGCGAGGAGGCCAUCAAGACGCACCCCUUCUUCCGCGAGAUUGACUGGCUGCUGCUGGAGCAGAGGAAAGUGCGGCCCCCCUUCAAGCCACGCAUUAAAACCAAGCGCGACGUGAACAACUUUGACCAGGACUUCACCAAGGAGGACCCCGUGCUCACGCCCACCGACGAGGCAAUCAUCCGGCAGAUCAACCAGGAGGAGUUCAAGGACUUUUCCUACUGCGCCCCAGAGGAGACGCACACCUAACACACACACACACACACACACAAUCACACAAUCACGUACACACACCCGCACUCUUUUUGACGCUAUUGUGACUCUACACGCGCUGUCGUCGUCGUUCUUGUCGUCGCCUGGAUUUUCGGAUGAACAUGGAGCAUCCGCUCCAGUCCACUUUGACACACGUGAAGUGAAUCCGGAAAGUAUUCCAAAUGCUUUUUGCUUUUCCCACAAUUUGUUAUGUGAAAUGAAUGAAAAUGCGGCGGCGGGGGGGGGAGUUUUUGAGACUUUACGUUAAAAUGUUUUUGGGAACCGUACCCCGUUAUUCGUGGGAACCCACGCUUGUUUGUUUUUUAAACUCAUCCCUCACCUAUUAUUACAACUUUUUUUUUUUAAGGCAGUUAGAAGUUAGUGUCAAUUAUUUGCAAUCUGCGGUUUCCCCGAGUCCAUCUAAGAUAACAUACGUGGAAAAAAUGAAGAGCUCCGACUACUUUCCAGAUCCACCGUACACACACUCACACACGGCUUCUUCCUCUCAGCGGACCGCCUGUGUGUGUGUGUAUAUAUAGAUAUGUAUCUAUAUCUAUAUAUAUCAAUCCAUAUAUUAGCCUGUGUCGCGUGGCUGCAUUGUAUCGUUGUCGUUGGCAAGCUUGUGGCGCAUGGACAAGCACUCCCCUGUUGUCUUUUAAUGGCCCUCGUUAUGGACCAGUUCGGGCCCUGAAUCUCCCCCGUUUUGUGCAAUAUAUCCCCCCCAUCAUAUCUCUCUAUACUCUAUAUUUUAUGGCUUAAAAAAAAAAAAAAACAAGCAAACAUCGUUCUCAAUUGGUAUGAAUGACGUUCUUGUCCAUCCAAUGAAUGUGCAGCUUACUCACAGGCUAUUGAACUAAUUACGACGAGCCGGCGUUUGGUCCCGAAUGUACAUUUUGGCUCGUGCGCUUGCGUUUUCCAACGGUUACCAGCAGUGUUUGCCCCUCGACCUCCCCUUGCACCCAAACCGCUUGCUUUACUUUUUCUCUUUUUCUUUUCUUUUUUUUUUUUUUUGUAUUCUAAUUAUUAUUGUAAAGUGUAUUAUCCGAACGACAUGUUUGUGUAUAUCACUCUCAACUAUACUAUUGUAGGUCUGUUACAGCCACACACACACACA
This is a messenger RNA of Hippocampus zosterae (dwarf seahorse), 4157 nucleotides long. It is a transcript of the gene prkcea, whose product is annotated as protein kinase C, epsilon a. Bases 797 to 3040 code for a protein of 747 amino acids. The record is from RefSeq and is a predicted model, not a curated record. The transcript is spliced from 15 exons. Gene Ontology annotation, molecular function: ATP binding; diacylglycerol-dependent serine/threonine kinase activity. Lineage: Eukaryota; Metazoa; Chordata; Actinopteri; Syngnathiformes; Syngnathidae. Gene Ontology annotation, biological process: protein phosphorylation.